UUGAAGCGAUCAGAAAGGCGGCGAAAACGAUCAGCGACAACACUUUUUCGACCCAUCAUUUUUAUAUUAUUCAUAUUUUUAUUCUCCUCCGACUUUUAUUUUCUAUACGGCGACGCUGCGCCCGUCGCCGACGCAUUGCUUAUUUAUUCGACAGGUUUGUUAGGAACUUCAUAAUUUUGAAAAUUAAAAAUUUUCAAAUCAAAAAUCGAUUACCAAGAUGAGCGGUAUGUUGUACAUGUGUGCAAAGUACGCUCCGAUGAUAAUAAAUAUAACCUGGGGGCAUCAUCACAAAAAAAAAGGGAGGAGGAGGUGAGAAAAUGGAUCGUAAAUAGUGGGAUUAGUGGAACGGUUUGCGGUUGGUGAUAAGGUUGAAUUUUUGCUCUCGGCACAUUUUGGGAGGUUUCGAGAAAUUUCGAUUCAGGCUAGAUUUUUUAAUCGAAAGUUUAGAAAAUUCACCGAUUGAUAGAGCAUAGGAAAAAUUUAUUAAAUUUUAUCCGAAGCCUAAGAAAAUCGAUUCGAGUCCAAUGUAAAAUCGGUGAAGCCUAAGCCUAAUGCUGAUUUGAAUUCAUCUGAAGAAAAAAUGAAUUUCGCGACAUUUUUUGUCGCGAAAUUGCAAUUCGUGAAACGACACGAAAUAAACACGAAAAUAAAGGAGAAAUAUUAAAGGGACACGUAAUCGCUGCGAGACCCAACACACAAAAAAAUAAUUUCCUCUUUUAUUUUAUUAAUUUCGUGUCGUUUCGCGAAUUGCAAUUUCGCGACAAAAAAUGUCGCGAAAUUUAUUUUUUCUUCAGAUGAAUUGAUCCAUAAGCCUAUACUAUAAAUGAAAAUCAGCCAUUUUUUCUUGUAUUCGGGCCAGGAGCUGCUAUAGGCAAACAUUAAACCUGACAAGCCAGUAAGCCUAAUUUUAGGCCUAUCCAGCCCAUUGUUCAGGCCUAAAUCUAAUAGCCUAGGUCCAAAAGUCGCAUUGGGCAAUGCCUCGAGAAGCCUAUUUUGAACGCAAGAAAAAUUUAAGUUAGGCUAAGCUCCACUAUAAAAUUGCAAAAAUCAAGUUCCUCUCGAUCCCGAAAAAAAUUCCAUCAAUUUUCCACAAAGUUCACACUGACCGCUUCUUUAAUUAUUUUACAACUCUUUAUCUUUGACCAAACAAUUUUUAAUUGCUUUUCAGUCUAUUUCCAGUCAAUAAUUACUUUUCUAAUUAACUUUCGAACACGAACACAUAUCGAAAAAGUGUUCUUAUCAGAUCAGAGACCAUACACAUGCUUAUGUUUAUGAUUUUGAUUUUGCACGAGAGAAAAAUCAAUAAGGGGUCUCCUCAUUUUUUUUGUUGCUACCUAUGACGAAAAUAAAUAUCUGAAAAAUAGAACAUAUGACACUUCCGGUCCACCCACCCAUCUGAAAGAAAGAUCAGGAGAAUUUGAAACAUCAACAAAAAAACACACACAUUUUGCAGACAACGAUCACAACAAUGUGUCGACGAAUUUCAACGAGAUCUCGCGAAAUGCAUUCCUUUCGCUGACCGGCAAACCGGUCGAAGCGCGAUUUCCAACCUAUCAUAUUGUGAACAACAAUAAGAUCAACAAUGCUCCGAAACAUCAUCAUCAUCGGAAGAAACAUCGAAAAAAUCGAGUUGAGGAGGGAGAUGAUAAGGAGGGAAAAGGUGAGCGAGGCGGAGGAUCGAGUUACGCGAACUCGAGAAAAAAAUAUAUAGAUGUGAUUCAUGUCACAGCGAGAAUGAGAAAAAGUGUCGAGUUACCAGACACGGGUCAGCCGGGAUAAGCCCACAAAAAUUUGGGCUGGGCCCGAUUUGGAUUGAAAGAGGGCCUAGACCUUUUUAAGCUCAAAAAUCUGAUUGAAAGGGUAAAGCUGUAAGCCUGGCGGCUCUCCUAACCUCAAACCUCUCAAGUCUCCCGGUCCAACUUCUCCAAAAAUUCCAGAAACCAUCCUCGACGGUCGCAAACACGCUCUAAUGCAGUUGGCCGAUCCGCAAGCCCUCAAAAUGCAGACGAAAUGCGACGGGCAAAAGUUCAAGCAACGCGUCCGAGUCGACGGUUGUCUGACAAAAGUGGUGGUGAAUCGACUGUGUCACGGCACGUGCGCCAGUUUUUUCAUACCGCGAAUGCACUCGAAAAAACUGAAGGCGGCGUUCAAGAGUUGUGCGACGUGUGCACCGUCGGACUACGAUUUUGUCGACAUCACGUUGGAUUGUCCCGGACAGACACCGCCCACUGCAACGAGGACUAUUGUGAAGGUAGGCUAAUUUUCUGGUAGAAGAUUCACAAAGGUUUCUAGAUUUAUUUGAAAUUUGACCCUGAUCAGAUGAAAAUUUCGAAAUUUUUUGAAGUUAUAAAUAUUUUCUUUCACUGAAAAAACAAAAUCAAAAUGAAGGAUAAAGAAAAAACAAUUACAAAAUUUUUGAAACGUAAAAAAUCAGAUCUCUAGAAAUAGAAAAAAAUAUAAUUUUCUCGGGAAAAAUUUCAUAGAUCCCAGAAAUUCCCAGAAGGUCUCAGAUUUCCCGGAACCUGGAUUCCUGAAGUUCCCAGAUUCACAAGAACCACUGAUUCCCAGACACAUUCCUAGAUUCAUGAAGUUCCCAGAAAUCCAAAAUAUUUUUUUGCAGGUGAAAAGUUGCAAGUGCCGAGAAGUCAGUAUAUCAUCAUUAUACGCAUAA
This is a messenger RNA of Caenorhabditis angaria, 2671 nucleotides long. Lineage: Eukaryota; Metazoa; Nematoda; Chromadorea; Rhabditida; Rhabditidae. The record is from the annotation of a GenBank genome assembly.